This is a messenger RNA of Drosophila grimshawi, 1895 nucleotides long. RefSeq names its product delta-sarcoglycan. Gene Ontology annotation, cellular component: sarcolemma; sarcoglycan complex. Bases 673 to 1791 code for a protein of 372 amino acids. The record is from RefSeq and is a predicted model, not a curated record. The transcript is spliced from 7 exons. Gene Ontology annotation, biological process: cardiac muscle tissue development; heart contraction. NCBI's taxonomy places the organism in Eukaryota, Metazoa, Arthropoda, Insecta, Diptera, Drosophilidae.
UGUUGAUGUUCCGCCAAAGUAAAUUUGCCGUCAGUUGUUUUACAAACGUUCACGACACCAGAACACGAAACGCGGUCCACGCGCAGUGAAGUCAAAUAAUUUUGUUUGUCAAGAUUCGCAAAUAGUUCUCUAUCGGUUAAUUUCUUUUUUUUUUGUUGUGGUAUUUAAAAUUCUUGCGCAUUAUUGCGAUUGAUCUACUUUAUGUGUGCAUGUACUGGGUGAAAAUGUUUUUCGCUAAAUACCUUAGUGACAAGUUAAAUGAAAUAGUGGACUUUAUAUAAUACGAUUACAUUACAGUCAUCAAUGAACAAAAUGAAAUGCGAAUAAAAUUGUUCAAAUACUCGGUUUCUACAGAAUAGCUAAGUGGAAAAUAGCAAUACGCGAUAAUCCCUAUAGUUACUACAGAUUUUGAGAGCCAAGAACGCAAUGCACGACCGGAAGUAACUGCAUUCCUCAAUUAAGCCAUCCACUCAUUGCACAAUGACAAUUUAAAGUAAAAGUAAACAAAAUACUAUUUGAGCAAAACUCUGUUCCACUGCCAGAAACAUUAUUGAUAUGGACCGCAAAGAACGCACACACAAACAUAGUGGAUCAUUCAAGUAAUUAAAACCGGAAAUAUAUUACAACUGAACAAGCAACAAUAAGGAAUAAGGGGAAUACCAAUUGUUAACGAUGAUAGGCGGUAGUGCGGAAGUUGACAUUUCUAGAGCAACUAUAACGCCAUUGCCCAUGGUGACGGGGCAACAACAGCCAAAAGCGACGCCCAAGCAAAUGCGCAAAAGUAAACCCAGUCAAACAGGCAUCUUGGCCCGCAACAACAACGGUGACGAUGGUGGUAAUGGAGGAGGAGUGGCCGCAUCCACCAAGACGGCAAGGACAGGUGUCGAGCAGCGAAGUAGUCGCGGCGAGAAAUGCUUAACUGUGCCGCCCAGCGGGCACGAGAAUGCUGGUGCUUUCAACGGAAUUGAGAUAUAUCUUGGCCUGAUCGGUUGGCGUAAAAAAUGUUUGUACACAUUGCUUUUGCUACUAAUGCUUCUGAUUAUUACAAACUUGGUGCUGACUCUGUGGAUACUCAAAGUGAUGGAGUUUUCAACGGAGGGCAUGGGUCAACUGAAAAUAGUUCCCGGUGGCAUCCAACUCACAGGUCAGGCGGUUAUUAUGGACAUGCUACGCGCAUCCACAAUACGCUCGCGGCACGGACAGCCGAUAUCGAUAGAAUCCUCACGUAAUUUUUCCAUCAAUACACGUGACUCAAACGGUGUGCUCGAAAAUCAUUUAUUCUUGGGGCAUGAUAAGUUUGAAUGUCUGUCAGCGGGAUUUCGCAUCAACGAUACCACCGGACGAAAUUUAUUUUCUGUAAAUCGAAAUGAAGUCACUAUCGGCGCGCACACGCUGCGCAUCGAAGGCGAGGGUGGCGCCAUCUUCCGCGAGUCCAUACAAACGCCGCAUGUGCGUGCUGAGCCGGGCCGAGAGUUAAGGCUAGAGUCGCCGACACGUCAAUUAGAAGUAAUGGCCUCCAAAGAUAUCAAUUUGCAAUCACGAGCCGGCGGCAUUGAAUUGCUAGCUCUGGAGGACGUUAAGUUGCGGGCACUCGAUGGCAGCCUACGUUUGGAGUCAUCGAAAAUACUAAUGCCCAAUUUGCGCACGGCACAGCCACCAAUUCUCGGCUCCGGCCAGAGCCGGGAUCACAUGCAUCGAGUCUUCCAGUUGUGUGCUUGCUUCAAUGGAAAGCUGUUUCUGGCGGCGCCACAUUCAAUAUGCGCCGGUGACGAUUCAACGGUUUGCAGAUGAUUGGUUAAGCUGCAAAUACUAAAUUUGUGAGAGUAGACAAAUGCUCGAUAUCAAAAAUUAAAUCCACUGGUACUGCAAAAAACAAAAAAAAAAAAGAAAAAAAA